Messenger RNA from Chrysoperla carnea, 5530 nucleotides. It is a transcript of the gene Zmynd8, whose product is annotated as protein kinase C-binding protein 1. Gene Ontology annotation, molecular function: protein binding. The record is from RefSeq and is a predicted model, not a curated record. NCBI's taxonomy places the organism in Eukaryota, Metazoa, Arthropoda, Insecta, Neuroptera, Chrysopidae. The transcript is spliced from 13 exons. Bases 174 to 5519 code for a protein of 1781 amino acids.
AUUUAAUAAUUAAAAUUAAGAUUAUUUUAAUUUAAAGUAUGUACAAUACUAUAGAAUACAGCAGGUAAGAAAUAUUGCUAUUUAAUACAUGACGAUAAAACAAUUUGAAAAAUGACUGUUUGUUGAAAAACAACAAAUAUUCUUGUGGAAUUUGUUGUCAACCUUGAAUCGUCAUGGACAUAGACAUGGAGUCUGAGACAAUAACAACAAUUGUACAUGAACCAAAUGAUGGAGGUGGUGUUGUUGAUAAACAUGAUCAUGAUUUUGAUGACAGUACAAAUCAAUCUGAACGAUUAACAAAUGAUGUUGAGGAAGAACCAACAAGUACAGAUACAGAUACAAAAACAAUCGUAGACGAAACACAUACAAAACAAGAAAAUGAAGAGGUUCUUAAAGAUAUUGAACAAGCUAGUGUAAUAGAUACAAAACAAGAAGUUAAAGAGGAUGACCAACAAAUUAAAGAAGAUGUAAAAACUUCAGAGGAGACAUCUGUCAAAGACAAGCCAGAUAAAAUAAAAUCACGAGAAUUAAAGUCAUUAAUAGCUGCUGCAAAAGAAUCCAAUUUAGACACAAAUAUUGUACACAAACGCAAAAGUAUUCAAGAUAAUACCGAUGGAGGUACAAGUGGAGCAACAUCAUCUCCAAGUACACUUGGUACAAGUACAGGCAAUAAUACUACACCAACAUCUCAUAUAAAACGUAAUAUGAGGUCACAAAAUCCCGAGUUCGUUGCCAAACAUCAUAAAUUCAUAACAAAAUGUAUUACGAAUGAUAACAUCGAAGAUGAAAGAGAAUCGAACUCAAUCAGUGAUGAUAAAACAUCACUUAAACGUAAAAGAGACAGCAUAUCAAGUACAAAUACAAGUAUAAGUGGUGGGAGUGGCAGUGGUAGUCCAAUGACUGAUGAUAAAAAACAGCCAUCAAAGAAGUUAUUAAAAUUAGACACAAAUGUACAAUUAAUUAAGUCAGGGCAAGAUAUUUAUUGUUGGCAAUGCCAUAAAGAUGCUAUUCAAAUACAAUGUGUGGCAUGUGUACGAUCGUAUCAUUUACGAUGUCUGCGACAUGCAAUGCCCGUAUGUGAGAAUUGGACCUGCAGCGAAUGUAUGUUGUGCUUAGAAGCAGAAAAUGUGGAAUCACGUUCAUUAGCUAGACAACGUUUAAACGAUCAACAAUUUCAACAAGUUUUAAAGUUUGCAUUAAAACGUAUGAUAAAUGUAAGUGGUGCUGAACCAUUUAAAAAUGCUGUGGAUUCAAAUGAAUUAAAUGAUUAUUAUCAAUAUGUGGUGCAUCCCAUGGAUCUUAAUCAAUUGAAAUACAAUAUUGAUCAAUUUAAAUAUAAGAGUACACAAUCGUUCAUUGCUGACACUAAAUGGAUAUUACAUAAUAGUAUGAUUUACAAUUCAUCUCAAUCAAAAUUAACAUCAAUAGCAAAAAGUAUUGUAAAAACAUGUAAAAUAGAAAUGGCUGAAAUAGAAACAUGCCCAGAAUGUUAUAUUAAUGCCAAUACACAUAAAGAUACCUGGUUUAUUGAAGUCUGCUCAAAACCACAUAUAUUAGUAUGGGCUAAAUUAAAAGGCUUCCCAUUUUGGCCAGCUAAGGCUGUUAAUACAAAUGAUACAACUGGAAUGGUUGAUGUACGUUUCUUUGGACAACACGACAAAGCAUGGGUACCGGUAAAAGAUGUUUACUUAUAUUCAAUUAAAGAUCCAAAUACAUUAAAUAAACAUCAAAAGAAUAACAUUGUUGAAUCUUUAAAAGAAGUGGAAUUACAUAUUGAUAAAUUAAAAAAACGUUUUGGUACAUUUGUACCAGCUACUGUUCGUACACCAUUUGAACCAAAUAAUGAAUUACAACAAUUAAAAAUGUUACUACCGAAUUAUCAACAGUCAUUACCAUUAAUUAAUAUUAAUAGACAACCACAAAUAAAACUUAACAAAAAAAUUUUUAAUAAUAAUUAUAAUAAAAAUAAAAAUCAUAAUAACGCUAAUAGCAGUGUUGGUUAUGGUACUGAAGACGAUGAAGUUGAUGAUGAAGAUAAUGAUAAUGACAACAAUAGCGAUAAUAAUGAUGAUGAUGGUGACGAUGAUAAAGAACAAGAUCAAGAUAGUGAUAAUUCAUCUACGGCAAAGACUUACGCACGUAGUAAAAUUGAACGGACGCCAGUACGUAGUAGUAAUGCAUCCUCACGUACCAGUAGUACAGGAGCGGCUGCUACAUUUGAUAAACCAAAUACAUCAUUUUCACAGGUAACAAAUACAAUAGCAUCCAGUAGUGCGAGAAAACGUAGAAGAAGCAGUAUUAAAAGGCGAGAUAGCGAUGUCAGCUCAACAAAAAGUUAUAAAAGUGAUACAUCAAGUGUCGAUCAUUUAAAAAUUAAUAAAAUUGAAUCAUUCAAUGAAAUGACUGAAAUUAAAUUAACUGGUGUAGCUGUACCAGCUUCGGCAACAACCAUUAAUAAAACAACAACACCGCCAAUAGACAAAAUAACAUCUCCAAUUAAAAUAACAAAACCCAUAAUACAAGUGAAUCCAAUUGAACUAAUUAAUACAAACACGGAAAUACAAUUAUUGACAUCAACAACAGUACAAAAUAAUAUCGAUAAUACUGAUAAAGAUGAUAAACAACAGGAAGAAUUAUUAGUUAAUAAAACAAUAAUCAAUAAUAAACAACAACAAUAUGUAAAUAAAAAUAAAACAAGUGAAUUAAAAAAACACUUAUCAAAAAAUAAAGAUGAUGAUACCAAUCACAGUGUUAAUGAUGAUGAAGCUGAUAAUGAUAACGACGAUGAUGAUGAUUCACAAUCAUUAAAUAUUGAUGAACAAUUACCUGAGCAAGAAAAAGAUUCAGAUUAUGAACCAGAUGACACAGAUGAUACUGAUGAUGAUGAAAUUGAAGAUGAUGAAGAUGACGCUGAUAAUAUUAUAAAAGAUAAAAGUGUUGAAAAAGUUAAGGAUACUAAUAAAUUGAGUAUACCACCAAAACCAACUACAGAUGGAACAAAAGUUACGUUGGUUGAUGUUAAAAAAAUCAUUUUAGGUAAUGAAAACAAAAAUGACAAUAAUAAAAACAUCGAUACAACAAGUGCAACAUUAACAAAAACUGCAACAUUAACACCAUCUGCAACAUUAACAACAACUGCAACAUUAUCAUCAACAACAAUUACAACAACAAAUAUAUUAAAUAAAAUAACAGAUGAUAAAGAUAAAGUGAUAAAUAAUAAAAUACCAAACGUAGAGGAUAAACAUCAAGAACCUGAAAAACCACAACAAAAUAAUAAUAAGCAAGUAAUACCACCAAAUACUAUUAUUAAUAAUAAGCAACAAAUUGAUGAGCAAUUAGAUCCAAAUAUAGAUAUUAAAGAGGAAGUAUUAGAUGAUACAGAUGAUGAUGAUGAUACAACAUCAACAAUAGUAAAUAAUGAUAAACAACAACAAUUAUUACCAACAUUAAAUUUAUCACCAAAUGUGACAGUAUCAAAAAUAAAAAAAAAUAAAAAUGUAACACCUAUAGCGCCAGUGUUUAAUAAUUAUGUAUUAGUUGAUGAGAAUAGUAAAAUUAAAACAAAACCUUUAAUACAAUUACAACAAUCAAAUAAUACAACAACUAAAUUAACAAAUAAUGAUGAUAAUAUUAUAAAAACAAUUGAAAAUGUUGUUAAAGGUUGUGGUAAUUUAGUAAAAACACAACAAGAUGUACAGUCAACAAUACCACAAAUUCCUAAAAGGACUGCGGAACUAAAAGUAAUAAGUGUUGCGGAAAUAAAUAAAAAACGUCCAACAAUUAAUAUAUCGUCACCUUCCUCUUCAACAACAAUACAACCAGCAACAACUGGAACAGUGACAAUGCCAAUAACAUCAACCAAUAUGAAUGUAAAACAGAAAGCACGUAAAUCGUUUCCAAAUAAAAAUCAUGUACAACAUAUAACAUUAAAUACAACAGCAACUACCAAACGAAUUAAUACAACCAAUAAUAACAACAAUAACAAAAUGAUGAUGAUGAUGACAACGGCAACAAAUAAAACAUCAACAUCUGAUAAAGAUAAAAUGGUGUACAUUCCAUCAUCCUCAUGUAAUAGUACGCUCUCAUUAUCAUCCUUAACGUCUUCAACAGCAACAACGACUACACCUAGCGUUACAAUUUUACAACAGCCUCAACAACAACAGAAUACAACAUUUAAUACAACAAAGUUUAUAGUACCACAAAACAUUUUUACAAGUCUUCAACAAACCCAUUCUAAUGGGGGUGGCAUAGCACUUGUAAGUACUGGUAGUGGUGGUCAAACAAAAACAACACCCAUACAACAAAUAAUACCAAUACAGCAUGCAACAACAACAAGUACAACGGUUUUGAAUGAUGAAGUACAACGGAAUACCAAUGAUGGUUUACCACCAUUACGACCUAGACCCGGUACUAGUACAUCAAGUGGUAAUAGUAAUACAAUUAAAUUAAUAGGUCCAUUAAAUACAAUUUUAAAUGAUACUACAUCAAGUGCAGCGGCAAUACCAUCAUCAGCUGGACCUGUUGCACAGUUAUUAAAUAAAUCAUCACAACAAAUGAGUGAUUAUUUUAGAUCAAUAAUUAUUGAGACAUUAUCGGAUUUAUCAAGUAUUGGCUGUUUAGAGGCGAAAAUUAAACAAUUACAAAUGGAAUUGGAACAACAGAAACAUAAACAUUAUGAAGAGAUCACAUCAUUAAAAUAUGAAAUUGCUGCUUUAAAACAAACACAUUUAUCAGAAAAACAAAGAAUUGUACAUGAAACACGACAGGCAUGUGAACAAGAUAGAAUUCGAGCUGUUGAUGAGGCUAAAUCGAAACAAUGGUGUGCUAUGUGUUUAAAAGAAUCACAAUAUCGUUGUUGCUGGAGUACAUCGUAUUGUAGCUAUGUAUGCCAACGAAAUCAUUGGCCUACACAUCAAACUAAAUGCCAACAAAAUGUUGAAAAAAUAAUUAAUAAUAAUACAACAACGACAACAUUAACAACAAAUACAAAUACAACAUCAACAAUAGAUAACAACAGUGAAACUAUUAUUAAAACAGUUAAAAAUAAUAGUUAUAAUGCAACAAAUAAUAUAAAGAAUAAACAACAUCAAUUGACAAAUAAAAAUGUAGUAAAUAAGGCGAACACAAAUAAAUUAAAUUUAGUAACAUCAUCAAAGUCGAAUGGUCCUACACCAACAUCCUCGUCACCAUCUCCGUCAAGUGUAAGUGGUAAUGGUAAUAAUAGUGGUGUAGUAGUAGGUAAUGGUAACAACAGUAACUCAGUACCCACAUUAACAUUUGUACAAAAUAGUUCUGGUGGUAUUGAAUUAGUAAACCAUGGACCAAUUGCAUUAGGUGGUAAAUUAAUACCAACAUCACAAUUUACAUCUAAAAUUAAGGGUUAUUUAGUGUCAACAAAUGCAUUAGCUCAACAACAACAACAAGUGAUAAAUACAACAACAUCAACACAAGCAGCAACACCAUCAACAACAUCUACGACACCUAAUGAUAAAGAUGUUGAAAAUAUGAUUAUUGAUUAAAAAGAAGAAGA